CUCAAGUUUUCCGACACGGCCACAUGCCGCAGAGGCCAGCCACCACUCCAACACAGUUUUCUACGACCGAACACAACUAGCCGACCAUGAUGCGCACGUUCAUGAGCCACCCGACGCUCAGCGCCAACUGGAGUGGCGAGUACGAAGAGAAGUCUGCCGAAUGGUUUGAGCUGUUCCUCGACUUGAUUGUUGUGGCGGCAUGUUCGAACGUGACUGAGAAACUCAAAGAGGACUUGACCCCUUACGGCCUUGUGCACUUUGUUGUCCUCACGAGCAUGUACACCAGUAGUUGGACGUUGUAUACGAGCUUCCAUGCUCGAUUCAAUGAGAAGUCCCUGCUGCAUUACCUCUGGCUGUACGUUUGGUUCGCUGGCCUCGGCGGCAUGGUCCUUGCGGGGGAGCCGAGCACCGCAUUUACAAUUGGUCUCAUCCUCAUUCGCAUUGCCCAAUUGCUCAUGUACACGACCGUGUACGUACUACUCCCUCAAAGCCGCUGCACGACCAAAGUGGACAUGGUUUUUGUCGUGUUCAGCGUUGUGACUCUCUGCACCACGUUUGUGUUUCCCGAGGCGUGGACCGUUCCGUUGUACGCCGGCGUGUUGGUGUGGGAAGGUAUCGUUCGGUUUGUGGCAGCUGCCCAGGGGUGGCUUCAGACCAAAGACUCGAUUCGAAUCCCGCUCAACAUCGACCAUUUCAACGAACGCGUGGGUUGCAUGGUCAUGGUGGCUCUUGGCGAAGCAGUCGUGAGCACGAUCAUCAACUUCAAGGACCCGUCGCUCCUUACUGCGCGUUUCUUCUUCAUGAUGCAACUUGGACUGCUCGUGAUCUUCACGAUGGCCAUGUUCUACUUUGCCAUUCAGCCGCCCCGCGAGUUUCACGCGAUGCGUCGAUCCGUGUACGCUGGCAUCACCUUUUCGUGGUUGCACCUGUGUUUAUACCCCACGCUCUUGGUCAUUGGGGUCAGCCUCAAGCUCAUCACGGACGCCGUCGUGGCCGACGAACGGCUCGAAUCCACGCAAAUGUGGUGGUUGUUUGGAUCGCUUUCGGCUGCAUUGACAAACAUGCUGUGUAUUCGUCUCGCGCACUACGGCGGUCGCCACCCCGCUCCAACAGACCCUGACUGCGUCAAAACGAUCAAGUACACUUGGUGGGUUGUUGCUGGCGUGGCCCCGGUCGUGCCGCUUGUGCUUGGUGCAGGGCUGCAAGGGUUUUUCGGCGAUACGGUCGAUCCGAUUUACGCCCUGCUCGUAGCUGCAACAUUUAACGUGUCGUUUGUGAUUUUGGAAACGGCCGUCAUGAACAAGCUGGUGAAGUUGGGCCAUGGCAAGCUCGGUGGUAACAACGAGCACACCCCCUUGGUGAAGUCGGUGGAGUCCCACUAAGGUUCAAUACAGACACCUCGAGUCUUGCAUC
Messenger RNA from Aphanomyces invadans, 1413 nucleotides. RefSeq lists its product as hypothetical. The transcript has a single exon. The record is from RefSeq and is a predicted model, not a curated record. Bases 87 to 1382 code for a protein of 431 amino acids. NCBI's taxonomy places the organism in Eukaryota, Oomycota, Saprolegniomycetes, Saprolegniales, Verrucalvaceae.